This is a messenger RNA of Vidua chalybeata, 2075 nucleotides long. RefSeq names its product MYC proto-oncogene, bHLH transcription factor (gene MYC). Gene Ontology annotation, biological process: regulation of transcription by RNA polymerase II; positive regulation of cell population proliferation. The record is from RefSeq and is a predicted model, not a curated record. The transcript is spliced from 3 exons. Lineage: Eukaryota; Metazoa; Chordata; Aves; Passeriformes; Viduidae. The coding region runs from base 267 to 1508 and encodes 413 amino acids. Gene Ontology annotation, molecular function: RNA polymerase II cis-regulatory region sequence-specific DNA binding; DNA-binding transcription factor activity, RNA polymerase II-specific; protein dimerization activity.
GCCGCCCCGGACCAGCGACCGACCGCGCCGGGAGGCGGCUGCUCCGCCGCUCCGUGGGGUUUAUCAAACCGUGGUGGGAGGAAGAGACCGACAUUCUCCGGCGUUUUGUCUAUUUUUUUUUUUUUUUUUAAUCUUCUCCCCGUCCUUUCUGGCGGUUCUUUUUAUCAUCUAUCCAUUUACCCUUCGUUGUUUCCGAACCGCCUGCAAUAAUCGCCUCGCUACGUCUCGCAGCUGGCGCGUUGGAGAAGCCGGCACCAGCCGCCGCGAUGCCGCUCAGCGCCGGCUUCUCCAGCAAGAACUACGACUACGAUUACGACUCUGUGCAGCCCUACUUCUACUUCGAGGAGGAGGAAGAGAACUUCUACCUGGCGGCGCAGCAGCGGGGCAGCGAGCUGCAGCCCCCCGCCCCGUCCGAGGACAUAUGGAAGAAGUUUGAGCUGCUGCCCACGCCGCCCCUCUCCCCCAGCCGCCGCUCCAGCCUGGCCGCCGCCUCCUGCUUCCCCUCCACCGCCGACCAGCUGGAGAUUGUGACCGAACUCCUCGGGGGGGAUAUGGUCAACCAGAGCUUUAUCUGCGACCCGGACGACGAGACCGUCAAGUCCAUCAUCAUCCAGGACUGCAUGUGGAGCGGCUUCUCCGCCGCCGCCAAGCUGGAGAAGGUGGUCUCGGAGAAACUGGCGUCCUACCAGGCAGCCCGCCGAGAGGGGGGCCCCGCCGCCCGCCCCGGACCGCCGCCCGCCGCGCCGCCAGCACCGCCACCCGGACUGGCCGCGUCCCCCGCCGCCUCCGCCAGCCUCUACCUGCACGACCUGGGCGCCGCCGCCGCCGACUGCAUCGACCCCUCGGUGGUCUUUCCCUACCCGCUGAGCGAGCGGGCCCCUCGGGCCGCGCCGCCCGGCGCCAGCCCCGCGUCCCUGCUGGGCGACGACACGCCGCCCACGACCAGCAGCGACUCGGAAGAAGAACAAGAGGAAGAUGAGGAAAUUGAUGUUGUUACAUUAGCUGAAGCAAAUGAAUAUGAAUCCAGCACAGAGACGUCAGAAGAGCACAGUAAGCCCCACCAAAGCCCGCUGGUUCUCAAACGGUGUCAUGUCAACAUUCAUCAGCACAAUUAUGCCGCUCCUCCCUCCACCAAGGUUGAAUAUCCAACUGCAAAAAGGCUAAGGUUGGACAGUGGCAGAGUACUCAAACAGAUCAGCAACAACCGAAAAUGCUCCAGUCCGCGCACUUCAGAUUCAGAAGAGAACGACAAGAGGCGAACACACAACGUCUUGGAGCGCCAGAGGAGAAAUGAGCUGAAACUGAGUUUCUUUGCCUUGCGUGAUGAGAUACCUGAGGUGGCCAACAAUGAAAAGGCUCCCAAGGUUGUUAUCCUGAAAAAAGCAACAGAGUACGUUCUUUCCAUCCAGUCAGAGGAACACAGACUGAUUGCAGAGAAAGAGCAGUUGAGGCGGAGGAGAGAACAGUUGAAACACAAACUUGAGCAGCUAAGGAACUGUUGUGCAUAGGAAUUCUUGAGCAUCACUUAGAAUAAUGCAAACUAGACUGAAACUAUGAUAAAAUAUUAAUGAUUCUAAUAUCUCUCAUGAACUACGCAGUCCAUCGAGUAUGGAACUAUUGCAACUGCAUGCUGUGCGAUUUAACUUGAGACUACACAACCUUGGCUGAAUCUCCCAAGGGUUUGGCCAGAACCUCAAAACUGCCUCAUAAUUGAUACUUUGGACAUAAGGGAUGAUGGGACAUUCUUCAUGCUUGGGGAUGAACUCUUCAAUUUUUUUUUCUUUUAAAAUUUUGUAUUUAAGGCAUUUUUUCAUACGAGAAUCCAAAAGAAAAAAGUUAUCCCCAGUCUGCUGUAUAUAGUUACACAUCAUAUUGCCAUGUAAAUACCUUUAAUAAAGCCUUUAUAGAAAAAUGUGCACAUUAAUACACAACAGUUGUGGCAACUGGAUUUAUACUUGUCUUGAACUUCUGUGCCAUAACAUUUCACAAUUUUGUUUUUUAUUUAAGUACUUUUUUCCUUUUAAAAAUGAUUUUUAUUUUGUUUUUAGAUAAAUAAAUAUUUGCCCAAAAUAUAA